Messenger RNA from Dovyalis caffra, 1920 nucleotides. The record is from the annotation of a GenBank genome assembly. NCBI's taxonomy places the organism in Eukaryota, Viridiplantae, Streptophyta, Magnoliopsida, Malpighiales, Salicaceae.
AUGUCGUCUCCAACUCCAGGAAUUUCUCCGGUCCCCUUCAACUCCACCCCUCCGCCUCCAGUAUUUAACUUCACCUCUCCGCCUCCGCCUGACCCGACCAACCCAAAUGUUUCUCAGGCACCGCCGCCGACGAAUUCGAGUGGUACUCUAGCGCCGCCUCCACCGGCUUCGUCUUCGCCAGGAGGAUCUCCGGGAUCUGCUAGGCCGUCCACGCCGGUACUGUCGGCUUUGAUAGUAGGAGUAGUGUUAGGAGUGCUGGCUGGUGUGGGUAUUUCUGUUUGUGUGUACCGGAGGAAGAAGAGGAAGGAAGCGCAGAGAUUGUUGCUCGCUGGUCAACCUUCACAAGGAGCUAGCAAAGAUGAUGGCUUGCCACUGCAUUGGCAGCACGAUACGGCUCCUGCUAUAGACAAUAAAAUGAUGAUGUGGCCGAAGCCCACUCAUCCGCAAGGAACUCCUCCAAAUAACGAACUGCCGCCGAUGCUUGGUAUUUUUGCUGAACAUCCUUCCACAAGCAGCAGCAUGGGCUCCGAUAAACAAUUUCCACCACAGGCUCCUGGAAUUGCUCUUGGAUAUUCACAGAGUACUUUUACUUAUGAAGAACUAGCCAUGGCAACUGAUAAUUUCUCCAGUGCCAACCUCCUUGGUCAGGGUGGUUUUGGUUAUGUUCAUAAGGGAAUUCUUCCAAAUGGUACAGUGGUUGCAAUUAAGCAGCUUAAAUCUGGGAGCGGACAGGGAGAGCGUGAAUUUCAGGCUGAGAUUGAGAUUAUUAGCCGCAUCCAUCACCGACAUCUUGUUAAAUUGAUUGGAUACUGCAUUACUGGAUCCCGAAGAAUGCUUGUUUAUGAGUUUGUAACCAACUACACCUUGGAAUUUCAUUUACAUGGGAAUGAGAGACCAACCAUGAACUGGUCAACAAGAAUGAAAAUCGCAGUUGGCGCAGCAAAAGGAUUAACAUAUCUGCAUGAAGACUGCCAGCCUAAAAUCAUACAUCGAGAUAUCAAGGCUGCUAAUAUUCUUAUUGAUCAUAGCUUUGAAGCAAAGGUUGCUGAUUUUGGACUUGCCAAAUAUUCUUUAGAUACAGAGACCCAUGUCUCAACUCGAGUGAUGGGAACUUUUGGUUAUAUGGCCCCAGAGUAUGCCUCCUCUGGGAAGCUUACAGAGAAGUCAGAUGUCUAUUCCUUCGGUGUUGUUCUUCUAGAGUUGAUUAGUGGGCGUCGGCCUGUUGAUAGAACUCAAUCCUUCAUUGAUGACAGUAUAGUUGAUUGGGCAAGGCCUUUGCUCAAACAAGCUCUGGAAGAUGGCAACUGUGAUGCUGUUGUUGACCCAAAACUGCAGGAUUAUGAUUCCAGUGAAAUGAUCGGAAUGAUUUCUUGUGCUGCAGCUUGUGUACGUCAUUUAGCACGGUUUCGGCCGCGAAUGAGCCAGCUGUUGUUUCUUUAUUCAUUUGAUCUUGAUUCAAAGUUGAAUGGCUUCAAUUAUUCCGAUGAGAUACUUCGAGCUCUGGAAGGAAAUAUGCCUUUAGAUGAACUGAAUGAGGGGAUCACUCCUGGGCUUAGCACAGUGUACAGUUCUGCAAGCUCAGAUUAUAACACUCGCCAAUACGAGGAGGACAUGAGGAAAUUCAGGAAGUUAGCACUAGAAAGUGUUGAGCAUGAUAGCACAGUGAACCCACCAGCAAAUACAAGCAGUCAGGAGCGCAGUGAACCCACAAGCGAGUCUGGUCAGAACCCAUUCAGCUCAAGCACAGAAGGCCAACAAACUACCCCAGAGAUGGAUUCACAAACAAUGAAAAAAAACAUCAUGGAUACCCAGGAAAGGGAUAAUACAUUGGGCCAGACCCAGACUGGCAGAACUGCUGGGUCUGGGUUUCUUGGUGGACGGUGUGUGGGCCUUGCCCUGGGUUGGGCUACGUCCAGAUGA